GCGGCAGGAGAGCGCUGCCUCGGAGCGGCCCCGCGGCCGGGCGAGGAACGCGAGCCCCCUCCGGGCACCAUUAAGAGGAAGGCGAUGGAGGAGCUGAGCGCGGACGAGAUCCGUCGGAGGCGCCUGGCACGGCUGGCAGGAGGCUCCUCGUCCCAGCCCAGCACCCCGCUGACGUCCCCGCAGAGAGAGACGCCUCCGGGGCCGCCGGGCGCAGCCCCCGCGCCGGGCCCCUCGCACAGCCUGGGCCUCGGCGUGCACAGCAUGACCCCAGCUACCUCUCCCAUCGGGGCAUCAGGAGUAGCCCACCGAAGCCAGAGCAGCGAAGGAGUGAGUUCCCUCAGCAGUUCUCCAUCAAACAGCCUUGAAACCCAGUCUCAGUCCCUCUCUCGGUCUCAGAGCAUGGACAUUGAUAGUGUCUCCUGUGAGAAAAGUAUGUCGCAGGUAGAUGUGGAUUCAGGAAUUGAGAACAUGGAGGUUGAUGAGAACGAUCGCAGGGAGAAGCGGAGUCUGACGGACAAGGAGCCUCUGUCAGGGUCAGAAGUGUCGGAGGAACAAGCUCUACAGCUGGUCUGUAAGAUCUUCAGAGUCUCUUGGAAGGACCGAGACAGAGAUGUUAUUUUCCUGAAUUCACUCUCUGCCCAGUUCAAGCAGAACCCAAAGGAAGUGUUUUCAGAUUUUAAGGACUUGAUUGGGCAGAUUUUGAUGGAAGUGCUGAUGAUGUCCACCCAGGCAAGGGAUGAGAACCCCUUUGCCAGCCUGACUGCCACCUCCCAGCCCAUUGCUGCAGCUGCCCGCUCUCCUGACAGAAGCCUCAUCUUAAAUAUGGGCUCCAACCCUGGAAGCAGCCCCAUGUUCUGUAAUGUGGGCUCCUUUGGUUCCAGCUCGUUAUCCAGUCUCUAUGGGACUAGUCCAGCUCCUCCUACCAAUUUCACAAGCUAUGUACCAAUGACUGGUUCAUCUCUUACCCCACCAGCCAGCUCAGUUGCCAGCCCAGCAGUGGCUGGCCUGUCUGUCAGCUCUCAGCUGCCAGCAGGCAGCCCCUGGUGGACACAGCCCUCCUCUCCUCGCUACCGCCCCUACACCGUGGCGCAUUCCGGAGCCUCUGCUGCUGCUGCCACCUCCCGUUCCUUGAGCAUUUCCAUCCCAUCCAGUUCUCCAAGCCCUGCAGCUGUGGCUGCUGGCCCUGCAGCCGUGCCAGCCGUCCCAUCCAGGCACAGGCCCACAGCCAUGGCUCCUCCCUGGUUUCCUGCCUCGCCCGGUGCCUUGCGCAGGCGUCCCUCCUUUCAGAGCAGGACUCCUCCUAGUGUGGGGGGCUCUGGCAGCUCGAGUGUUUCCGAUUCCUGCAGUGACCACUUCACCAUUGAAAACUGUAAGGAGACAGAGAUGCUGAACUACCUCAUUGAGUGUUUCGACAGGGUUGGAAUAGAGGAGAGAAAAGCACCAAAGAUGUGUAGCCAGCCAACAGUUAGCCAGUUACUGAGCAACAUCCGAUCCCAGUGCAUUUCACACGCUGCUUUGGUGCUACAGGGAUCCUUAACACAACCAAGAUCAUUGCAGCAGCAGUCUUUGCUGGUACCAUAUAUGCUGUGUAGGAAUCUCCCAUUUGGCUUCAUUCAAGAAUUGGUGAGAACAACUUACCAGGAUGAAGAGGUGUUCAAACAGAUCUUUAUUCCCAUCUUACAAGGCCUGGCUGUGGCUUCCAAAGAGUGCUCCCUCGAUAGUGACAAUUUUAAAUAUCCCCUUAUGGCACUAUGUGAACUUUGUGAAAUCAAGUUUGGGAAAACACACCCCAUGUGCAGUUUGGUUGUCUCUUUGCCCUUGUGGUUGCCUAAAUCUUUAAGCACAGGUGCAGGAAGAGAACUGCAAAGACUUUCCUACCUUGGAGCCUUCUUCAGUCUGUCUGUCUUUGCUGAAGAUGAUAACAAAGUAGUUGAGAAGUAUUUCUCAGGGCCUGCCAUUACUCUUGAGAACACCCGGGUUGUCAGCCAGUCUCUGCAGCAUUACCUGGAAUUAGCAAGACAAGAGCUGUUCAAGAUCCUGCACAGUAUCCUGCUGAACGGGGACACCCGGGAGGCAGCUCUCAGCUACAUGGCAGCUGUGGUCAAUGCCAACAUGAAGAAGGCCCAAAUGCAGACAGACGAUCGUUUGGUGUCUACAGAUGGCUUCAUGCUCAACUUCCUCUGGGUGCUGCAGCAGCUGAGUACGAAGAUCAAGCUGGAAACGGUUGAUCCCAUGUACAUAUUCCAUCCCAGGUGUCGCAUCGAGCUUCCCACCGAUGAGACCAGAGUGAAAGCAACAAUGGAGGAGGUUGCAGCCUGGACUGCUGAACUUUACAGGGAUCCGUCUCCAUUCUCCGAGCCGAAGUUCCCCACGGAGUGCUUCUUCCUGACGCUGCACGCGCACCACCUGUCCAUCCUGCCCAGCUGCCGCCGCUACAUCCGCCGGCUGCGCGCCAUCCGCGAGCUCAACAGGACUGUUGAAGAUUUGAAAAACAAUGAAAGUCAGUGGAAGGAUUCUCCUCUGGCCACCAGGCAUCGAGAGAUGCUGAAACGGUGCAAGACACAGCUUAAGAAACUGGUGAGGUGCAAGGCUUGUGCAGAUGCUGGUCUGCUGGAUGAAAACUUCCUCAGGAGAUGCCUGAAUUUCUAUGGCAUGGUGAUUCAGCUGAUGCUUCGCAUUCUCGACCCUGCCUAUCCCAACAUAAAAUUGCCUUUAACUCCCGAGGUUCCAAAAGUAUUUGCAUCAUUGCCAGAGUUUUACGUGGAAGAUGUUGCUGAAUUUUUAUUUUUUAUUGUACAAUAUGCUCCUCAGGUGCUGUAUGAGCCCUGUACUCAGGACAUAGUGAUGUUCCUUGUUGUGAUGCUGUGCAACCAGAACUACAUCCGAAAUCCUUAUUUAGUAGCCAAGCUGGUGGAAGUGAUGUUCAUGACAAAUCCAGCUGUUCAGCCCCGGACACAGAAGUUCUUUGAAAUGAUUGAGAAUCAUCCUCUCUCCACUAAACUGUUAGUCCCCUCCUUGAUGAAGUUUUAUACAGAUGUGGAACAUACCGGAGCCACGAGCGAGUUCUAUGACAAGUUUACAAUCCGCUACCACAUCAGCACCAUUUUCAAAAGCCUCUGGCAGAACAUAGCUCACCAUGGUACAUUUAUGGAAGAGUUCAACUCUGGGAAGCAGUUUGUUCGCUACAUCAACAUGCUGAUAAAUGACACAACUUUCUUGCUGGAUGAGAGUCUGGAGUCCCUAAAACGUAUCCAUGAAGUGCAAGAGGAGAUGAAGAAUAAAGAGCAAUGGGACCUGCUGCCCAGGGAGCAGCAGCAGGCGCGGCAGUCGCAGCUGGCCCAGGACGAGCGCGUCUCCCGCUCCUACCUUGCCCUGGCAACAGAAACUGUUGAUAUGUUCCAUAUCCUCACCAAGCAGGUCCAAAAGCCUUUUCUCAGACCUGAACUUGGACCACGACUGGCUGCUAUGCUGAACUUUAACUUACAGCAACUGUGUGGCCCCAAGUGCCGUGACCUGAAAGUUGAAAACCCGGAGAAAUACGGGUUUGAACCAAAGAAGCUGUUGGACCAACUGACUGACAUUUACCUGCAGCUGGAUUGUCCUCGCUUUUAUAAAGCAAUUGCUGAUGAUCAGAGGUCCUACAGUAAAGAGCUCUUUGAGGAGGUUAUCUCCAAGAUGAGGAAGGCUGGAAUCAAGUCUACCAUAGCAAUAGAGAAAUUCAAACUGCUGGCAGAGAGAGUGGAGGAAAUGGUUGCCAAGAACGCCCGUGCAGAGAUUGAUUACAGCGACGCUCCGGAUGAGUUCAGAGACCCCCUGAUGGACACUCUGAUGACUGACCCUGUGAGGCUGCCCUCAGGAACCAUCAUGGACAGGUCCAUCAUCCUGAGGCACCUGCUGAACUCUUCCACGGAUCCCUUCAACCGUCAGACGCUGACAGAAAACAUGCUGGAACCAGUGCCAGAACUUAAAGAGCAAAUCCAAGCCUGGAUGAGAGACAAGCAGAAUGACCAUUGAAAUUCCCUUGCAGUGCACAGCAGCAGAGUGGGCAGAGCAGGGUGUGGCUGCCCUGGCAGGAGUGCAGCAGACACGCCUGGAGCUGCUGUGGCAUUGGCUCGCCCACGGCACUGACUCAAUAGUGACCAGGAGCAUGUGGACGAAGAGACAAGCAGCUUAAUUCUUGUACAUAUAUUUAAAUGAUAACGAUGGUCAAUAACAUGGAGGACAAGCUAGGAAGUUACUUAUGUUACAAAACUGUCCUUCAAUAUGUCACAUUUUGGAGUUUCUACAGCUGAAUUAUUUUAGCAAAGACAAAUGGAUCAGGGCAGCAUCUCUUCAACCUUGUUUUUUACCUCCAGAUAUCCGUUAAUUUGAUUGUGGUUAGAACCUUGGACAUUUUGCUGCUAAAGUAAUUUUUUCUCUUUCCCUUCCUUCCUUUCUUUCUGUUCCACCCAUCAAACCUGCACUGCUGUCUUUUUCUUUUGUAAUGCAAAAAAAUACAAACCCCGUGAAAAUCAAAAUCAUUCCCCUGCCCUUAAAAGAACAUAUUUUGUGCGAUAACUGUGCCUGCAACAAAGUGUUCAUCUUGGGAUCGUAUUUUUAUAUUACACAUAUUUGCCUAUUGGUUUUUAAUUGGUGUUAGACACAAGGAUAAUUUCCAAAAAAGCGAAGACUUCACACGUGGAUUUUAAUUUCCUUUCCUUGAGAUGUCCCUUUCCUUUAUGUUGAUCAAGAUGCUCUGGUACUUGUGAAAAGCCUUGAGAUAGAAAUACGUUUAAACAGCUGCCAUGAAUGAGAUGCCUGGGAAUACCAGGAUUUCAGUGACUUUAAAAAAAAGAAAAUACAUUCUUUCAAUGCUGCAGAUCUAUGCUAACUGACAGUUCUGAGCCAUUGGAGCUUGUCCACAGAGAGCAGAUACUUUCAUCCUUGGAGGCUGCAGUUUGGGGCAGGGGUCAUUUUUUAUGUUGCAUACCAAUUUGUAUCCAUGGCUUGGCCUUACCAAAGCAGAAAGGGUGCAGGAAAUGUAGAAUUACGUUUUUAAAAAAAAAUAAAAAUUCACAAACAUUUUUAUAUUACUGCCCCCUGCAUAUGAUACUUGAAUUUCCUUUUUAAAAAGGAUUUGAAACCACAGCGUUUUAAAAUUAAGUUGGAAAAAAAGGUUGUUUUUCUUUUAUUUGUUUUUUUGCCAUGUCUUCUGUUCAAUUCCUGACUCUCUUGAACUACAAUAAAUGAUACACA
This is a messenger RNA of Ficedula albicollis (Collared flycatcher), 5235 nucleotides long. RefSeq names its product ubiquitination factor E4B (gene UBE4B). Gene Ontology annotation, molecular function: ubiquitin-ubiquitin ligase activity. The transcript has 29 exons. NCBI's taxonomy places the organism in Eukaryota, Metazoa, Chordata, Aves, Passeriformes, Muscicapidae. The coding region runs from base 85 to 4014 and encodes 1309 amino acids. Gene Ontology annotation, biological process: protein polyubiquitination. Gene Ontology annotation, cellular component: cytoplasm; ubiquitin ligase complex; nucleus. The record is from RefSeq and is a predicted model, not a curated record.